GUUGUAACCAAGAUGGCGGCACUGUUGUUGACCUGCUAGUCCUGUUGCUAGCAUGGCUCAAAUUGAUUUUGUUGCCUCGCUUUAUAUCCACAGGUCAGACCCUUUAUAUGGUGUUUUUUUUGGUCGACGGGCAACGACUUUUCCUGUGGACGAACCUGUGACAGUCAAGGAGUGGCAAAAGCUUCUCAUGCAAAGGUCAACAAGCAGAGAGACCAGAACCUUAAGACCAGGACAAGAGAGGACCAGCAAGGUGUAAAAAAAGGGCAUCUCUAUCCUCCCUCAAAACCGCCCUAAAAGAACACCUCCAGGCAACUUCAACCCUAAACUAACACCCUCCCCCCUCCACAUCCCACCUCCCCGGAUGAUGAGCGUCUUCUGGUUGGAUGGAGGCGAGUCUUAAAAGUUUCUUCAGGAUAGACCAGCUCUCUUCAGAUGCAUCUGGACCACAGCAGCAACAGCACCGGAUCAUGGAGACUUAAAUCCGCAACCCAUGUACGCGACAGUGUCACCGGCUCUAUUUCCCGUGGAGAGCACCCGGCGCCCACGCCCGCACACGCAGACAGACGCACACUCCGCUCGCCCUCCACCGUGAGAGCGCACAGCGGGUGGGGGGGGGGGAACCAAGAUGAACAUCCAGGUGGUGCCCGAACACAAGCUCUCGUCGGUGGCCCCGCUCAAGCAAUGCAACGUGGAGAAGAAGGAGGUCGAGCUCCUGCUCGUGAAGGACCAGAACGGCGUCCAGUACACCAGCGCGUCCAUCGUCCCGGCGCCCGGUAUAAACGCGGGGCCACCCGGCUCCAUGUCCGAGGAGGAGCGGGAGCUAUGGGGCAAGAAGAUUGACUUUCUGCUCUCGGUUAUUGGCUUUGCAGUUGACUUGGCUAAUGUUUGGAGAUUCCCUUACCUGUGCUACAAAAACGGAGGGGGAGCCUUUUUGAUCCCUUACAUUCUUUUCUUGGUCAUCGCGGGGAUGCCAUUGUUCUACAUGGAACUGGCUCUGGGCCAGUAUAACAGGGAAGGGGCGGCCACGGUGUGGAAGAUAUGCCCCGUCUUUAAAGGUGUGGGCUACACGGUGAUCGUCAUCGCCCUUUACGUGGGCUUCUACUACAACGUCAUCAUUGCCUGGUCGCUCUACUACCUGUUCUCCUCCAUGACCAGAGAGCUGCCUUGGCUCAGAUGCGACAACAGCUGGAACAGCCCCAACUGCACCGACCCCAAGGCCAUCAACGGAUCGGUCCUGGGCAACGGAACCUCGUACGCCAAGUACAAGAUCACACCGGCGGCAGAGUACUAUGAACGGGGUGUCCUGCACCUGCAUGAGAGCAGAGGGAUCGGGGACCUGGGCCUCCCUCGCUGGGAGCUGACGUUGUGCUUGGUGGUGGUGGUCUUUAUCCUCUACUUCAGCUUGUGGAAAGGCGUCAAGUCCUCUGGAAAGGUUGUCUACAUCACGGCCACCAUGCCCUACGUGGUCCUUUUUGUGCUGCUGAUCCGAGGAAUCACUCUGCCGGGGUCCAUGGACGGCAUCCGGGCUUAUCUCCACAUCGACUUCAAGAGGCUCAACAAUCUGGAGGUGUGGAUCGAUGCAGCCACCCAGAUAUUUUACUCCCUGGGCGCAGGAUUCGGGGUGCUCAUCGCGUUUGCUAGCUACAACAAAUUUGACAACAACUGCUACAGAGAUGCUCUGUUGACCAGUACGGUCAACUGCGUCACCAGUUUCUUCUCAGGGUUCGCCAUCUUCUCCGUGCUCGGGUACAUGGCGUACAAACACGGCGUGAAGAUAGAAGAUGUGGCGACCGAGGGGGCAGGAUUGGUGUUCAUCAUCUACCCAGAAGCCAUUUCUACCCUGCCAGGCUCAACAUUUUGGGCUAUUGUGUUCUUCAUUAUGCUGCUGACUCUCGGCAUCGACAGUUCGAUGGGCGGCAUGGAGGCGGUCAUCACAGGUCUGUCGGAUGACUAUAAGAUCCUCAAGAGGAACAGGAAGCUCUUCACCUUCGCCACGGUCUUCGGGACCUUCCUGCUCGCCCUGCUUUGCAUUACUAAUGGUGGAAUCUACGUGCUGACCCUGUUAGACAAGUACGCCGCCGGGACCUCCAUCUUAUUUGCGGUGUUGAUCGAAGCCAUUGGAGUGUCGUGGUUUUACGGAGUGGAUCGCUUCAGCGAAGACAUAGAGCGAAUGAUGGGCUUCAAGCCAGGACUCUACUGGAGGCUGUGCUGGAAAUUUGUCAGCCCAGCUUUUCUUCUGUUUGUGGUCGUCGCCAGCACAGUGACCUCCUCAGGUCUCAAGUAUGACGAGUACGUCUUCCCCCGUUGGGCCAACGUGGUUGGCUGGGGCGUGGCCAUGUCCUCCAUGAUAUGCGUCCCGGUCUACGCCGUGUACAAGUUCUGCAGCGUGCCAGGAACCUUCAAAGAGAGAAUCGCCUAUUGCAUCACUCCUGAACACGAACACCACUUGGUUGCGGAAGGAAACGUACGACAGUUUAAACUCAGUCACUGGUUGGCCAUUUGAUGAACAGGCACACUCCUCGCAUCCAUCCAUCCAUCCAUCCAUCCAUCCAUCCAUCCAUCCAUCCAUCCAUCCAUCCCUGCGUCUGUUACUGUGGAGUCAACCAGGCAAGGAGGACAUUUUGCUUGUUUUCUGUUUUUCCUUAGUUCCGUUUUCAACAGUUAGCAUCUAGCACUUGACAUCGAAGUAGACUAAAACAUCAAUAGAUGGCUGACGUAUUAUGGGUUUUAAAAAAUACCGUAAAUGCUCCAAUUUUAGCUGAAAAGAAGACGAUCAAAGAGGCCGACAUUUCCUGAGUAACACUUUACCUUUUUAACUUGAGUAAUAAUUUGGGGUGCAUGAGAAAGCGGUCGUUUGUACGGCAUUUUUGAUUGGUUGAAACUUUUAUUAGUAGAUUGCACAGUACAGUACAUAUUCCGUACAAUUGACCAGUGAAUGGUAACACCCGAAUAAGUUUUUCAAUUUCUUUAAGUCGGGGUCCACGUUAAUCAAUUCAUGGUAAGAAGUACUGCUUGUAAAUGUAUCGUUCACGUUAACAUUUUAAAAAGGGCCUGCUACCUGUUGCUAACCUCAGGCCCGGUACUUUAGACCGACCCGGAGGCUUUUUUAAACCAUAUUUUAAAUGAAAAUGCUAGCAAAGCUAACAGCUUAGCAUGCUAUCAACCUACGUGGCUAACUUGUGAUAGCAUAACAUCCCUUGCUUUAAAUAGAUAGUUAUAACUAUUACAACUAUUAUUAACAGUUAUAACUUACAAAAGUUAUUUGUGUUCACGUCUGAAGAUGAGAACCACAGAAGGCCGUAUGAUUUUAAACAUCCAAGAGUGCGGUCUGUUGCUGGUGUGAAAGCAUGGGAUUCUCUAAAGAAAGACUUAAAAAGUUGCAAGAAUAUAUUUGAAUUUAAAAAGAGUUACAAAAAGAGACAACUGGAAUUAUAUCAAACUGAUUUUUUGAUUUUGAUUGGGACGUGUCAUUGUGAAAAUGCUUAAACGGAAAUUAAAACGUAUGUUGGAGUUGGGGUGUUGGUGGAGGGAACAGUUAGAAAGUCAUCUAAAAUAAUUUGUGUUAAAAAGGGGGCAGAUAAAUAUAAGAAUAGUAUUCUUCCAUCUGCUCCUUUCUGAUCAUGGAAAUGUACAAGAAACAAAAAACAAUGAAAGUGUCAACUGUACGUGGCUUGUAUAUAUGCAUUUUCAUGAAAGGAAUACAAAUAAAUGAUGAUGAUGAUGAUGAUAGUUGUUCAAGUGCUACAGCGGUAUGAAAAAUUCUAAAGCUAGCGCUGAGCAGGAUCGAUCAUUACUAUGUUUAAUCCUAAGUAAAAUGCUGCAAAAAAAAAAGAUAAAAAGACUAGAUUUUAGGGAAAAAAUACUAAAAACUAGUGAAUCCAACUAUCUGCAUGGCAGAUGAUUUUAGUUGAGUAGGCAUCCUAAAUUAAGAUUUGUAUAUCUAAAAAUUAGCAGGACUUUUAAGUUGGGAAACAAGUAUUUUAUUCUAAAAAAAAAAACAAGCAUUAUUCAACUUGUAAUUCUUAAAUGAAGCGUCCUCAAUGUUGCAGAAUCUAUAAAAAAAAAAUACGAUUUUCUAUGUGGGGAAAAACCAAAAUAUCAUAUUUGAUUAGGUAUUCUCUUAAUUUUUUAUUUUUCAACUAUAAUAGAAAAAUAUAUAAUUAUCCAUGCUAAAAUUAAGAUUAGUCAAUGACUAAAAAAUUAAGUAAAUAGCUCUUAAAACAAAUUUCUAGAAGUCAAAUUUUAAAUCUGUAAAGUAAGUGAAGUCCUAAUUGAUCCUGAUUUUAGGUUUGGGAGAUUGCCCCCAAAAUGUUGAUGUUUGCAAGCUAACAGCUUUUGAUUGAUUGAGUUUUGAUUGAGACUUUUAUUAGUAGAUUGCACAGUACAGUACAUAUUCCGUACAAUUGACCACUAAAUGGUAACACCCGAUUAAGUUUUUCAACUUGUUUAAGUCGGGGUCCACGUUAAUCAAUUCAUGGUAACAUGAAUUGCUAACAUAGGCUAACAUGCUAAAAUCCUAUGUGGCUACAUUGUGAAAAUAUGGGAACAUCUCUUGCUCGCAUGGUUGCUUAAGUGCAAAAUCUUAAUGUAACAUGCAAAAUGCUAAAGCUAGCCUCGACCAGGAUAGGAAUUAAGUAUGAGAACUCCCAAUUAAUCCCGAUUUUAACUUUGGGAGAAUCCCCCCAAAAUGUCAAUGCUAGCAAGCUAACAUGCUAUCAUCCCUCAUGGCUACAUUCUGGUAACAUUUGAACACCUCAUGCUCCGAUAUAUGGUUGCUAAUGUGUUAAAUCCCAACGUGAUAGGCAAAAUGCUAAAGCUAGUUUCGAGCAUGUGUCGUCCUAAUUGAUGCCGAUUUUAACUUUGGGAGACUCCCCCUAAAAUGUAAAUUCUAACCAUAUUAAUACAGUAGCUAGUAAGCUAACAAUUAGCAUAAUAUCAACCUGAACAUGUCUUGUUCGUAUGGUUGCUUAAACUAAGUAUGUCAAGUCCUAAUUGAUACCGGUUUUGACUUUGGGAUCGUCACCCAAAAAUGUCAAUGCUCGCAAGAUAACAUCUGUUGCUUGAAAAAGUGCUAAAUAUCAAUGUGAUAUGCAAAAUGUUAAAGCUAGCGCCGAGCAGGAUAGAAACUAAGUUUGUAACUAAUCCCAAUUUUGACUUUGGGAGAAUCCCCCCAAAAAUCAUCCUAACUGGCUACAUUGUGAUAACACGGGGACAGCUCUUCCUGCAAUAAAUUGUUGCUAAAGUGCUAAAUGUGAUUAGCAAAAGGCUAAAAUACACGUCUCAGUUACUUCUAUUCAGUCAGGCAUUUGGGUAUGAAAUGCAAAAGCUAGCUCUCAGCAGGGUAGGUGCUAACUUAUACAGAUUUGAACUUAGGUAGGAUCUCUCUAAAAUAUAAAUGCUAACAAUAAAACUACAGUAGCCGGCAAGCUGGCAGCCAGCAUAACAUAUAUCUGCGUGGCUAGUUUGUGAUAACAUGGGAACAUCUGUUCCUUCGAUAAAUGGUUGCUAAAGUGCUACCGUAUUUUUCGGAGUAUAAGUCGCACCGGCCGACAAUGCAUAAUAAAGAAGGAAAAAAACAUAUAUAAGUCGCACUGGAGUAUAAGUCGCAUUUUUGGGGGAAAUGUAUUUGAUAAAACCCAACACCAAGAAUAUACAUUUUAAAGGCAAUUUAAAAUAAAUAAAGAAUAGUGAACAACAGGCUGAAUAAGUGUACGUUAUAUGAGGCAUAAAUAACCAACUGAGAAUGUGCCUGGUAUGUUAACGUAACAUAUUAUGGUAAGAGUCAUUCAAAUAACUAUAACAUAUAGAACAUGCUAUACGUUUACCAAACAAUCUGUCACUCCUAAUCGCUAAAUCCCAUGAAAUCUUAUACGCCUAGUCUCUUACGUGAAUGAGCUAAAUAAUAUUAUUUGAUAUUUUACGGUAAUGUGUUAAUAAUUUCACACAUAAGUCGCUCCUGAGUAUAAGUCGCAGCCCGGCCAAACUAUGAAAAAAACUGCGACUUCUAGUCCGAAAAAUACGGUAAUUGUGGUAUACAAAAUGCUCCAAAGUUCCACGGAAUAUUGUCAAACAUAAAUAAACACAAGAAUAACAUGCAUGACUUUCACACCAACAACAGGAAAAUAAAGCUCUUGGAUUCUGACCACGUAUAAUACCGCAAAUGCAGCUACUGCCACCUUGUGGUGUUACUCCAAAAUGACAUCAGGGGGUUGCCUACAGCCCUUUUUUGACCCUUUGCUAAAUAAAGAUUUUCAUAGACCAGGUGAUUGAAUAGAGGUGUUAAAUUGGCGCAUUCACGGUAUUACUUUUUAGUUUCUUUUUUUUUUUUAAUUGAACUAACUUGAAAAAUGUUGACUGUUAUCUCCUAGAAGGCACUGAAUCAAACAUUUAAACCAAAACCUACAUGUUAUGUCUAUAUUUUUUACAACGAUAGCCCACAUGCUACUUUGUGUUUUUUUUAUGUUUUCUACCUUUACGAUUGUUACAAUUUUAGUUUUACUUUCUAUUUAAUUGUUGUUUUUUUAAGGGGGGGUGGGGUAUGUUUUGUUGUCAGUGCCUUAUCGAGCGAGACACUCCAUAUUUUUUUACAGCGGUUAAAAAUAAAAAAUAAAAAUAAAAAACACUGCUUCGACUCAGGAACCGGCGAUUACGUAGAAAAGAGUCUCUUGUAUUCCACCUUUAUGUCCAGUGCAAGACAAAACAGGUCGCCUUAUUUUUAGUGUCACACUGAAUUACGAAAACAAGACAAGGGAAUAAAAAUGUAUAACUCUAAAGAAAAAAUAAAAAAAACCUGACCCGUGGCGUCUAUUGUUAUUAUUAUAAUUAUUAUUAUUAUAAUUAGCGUAUUGUCUGUUCAGUGCCUAUGAGGACUACCUGUGGCUCCAAGGAGUUCUAACAAGAAAGACUGAGUGAUUGUUUUUUUUUCUCCAUAAAGCAGGGUUUUCCCCCAAAAAAACGUUAUUGCCACUGUAUUCUGUGCGUUAAUUAAUAACAAAUAACACGACGGAUACUUUUUUUAGUGAUGACAGUUUUGUUUACUUUGGUGCACACUCCAAAAAGCUUAUUCAAUCCUAUUAUUUCUUUGUGUUAUGGUAAAAAUCACUUCCUGUUUUUAACAUGUUAACAUUUUUUUUAAAGAAAGAGGAAACAUUUUUUUUAAUAUUUAUAUUGUGUCACUAAAUCAGUAAUAUUUUGGGCCCUGACCCGCAGAUUGGGGAACCCUGCUGUAAAGUAUGCUGGAUUGUCUUUGCUUUAAUGUAUAUGCAUAGUUUUUUAUCGCCAAAAAAGUGCCAUAAUGAAUAUUAAACUGCUUUGUUUUGUGUUUUUUUUGUUUUUGUUUUGUUUGCUAAUUUAUUGACAUUUUACAGUGACUAAAAGGAUUAAAGCCACGGAGUUAAAACAACAACAACAAGAAAAAUCUAUUAAAUGUGGAGUAUAUUAGAAGAUAUUAAAGUAUAUAUUCUUUUGUUAUAUCUAAUCUUGUAUUUAUCAAGCGGUUUAUAACAGAAUGUGAAUGUAAAGUCUUUGAAAUGGUUUUCCUGUCAUAUCACGGUGUUUGAUGUGCUAGCUAACGUUAAGAAGAUUAAGAAGUCAAACUGUUCUUCAGAGUGAAGGUUCAACGCCCUGGCUUUCCUGAACUAUGUUUACAACAAAUAGCGUGUAUCAUAAUAUACUAUAAUGUUACUGUUUGAACGUGAGUGACAAAUAUCUAUGAAGAAGUAUUCAACACUAUGAUAAUAAAGUAUUUCUUC
Entelurus aequoreus (snake pipefish) is the source of this 7751-nucleotide messenger RNA. It is a transcript of the gene slc6a2, whose product is annotated as solute carrier family 6 member 2. The coding region runs from base 626 to 2503 and encodes 625 amino acids. Gene Ontology annotation, biological process: sodium ion transmembrane transport; dopamine uptake involved in synaptic transmission. Gene Ontology annotation, cellular component: neuron projection; neuronal cell body membrane; presynaptic membrane. Gene Ontology annotation, molecular function: dopamine:sodium symporter activity; norepinephrine:sodium symporter activity. The transcript is spliced from 19 exons. The record is from RefSeq and is a predicted model, not a curated record. NCBI's taxonomy places the organism in Eukaryota, Metazoa, Chordata, Actinopteri, Syngnathiformes, Syngnathidae.